Molecule: messenger RNA, 6292 nt
Organism: Boleophthalmus pectinirostris (great blue-spotted mudskipper)
Lineage: Eukaryota; Metazoa; Chordata; Actinopteri; Gobiiformes; Gobiidae
Gene: col5a2a
Product: collagen, type V, alpha 2a
Exons: 54
Coding region: 105-4619 (1504 amino acids)
Cellular component (GO): collagen type V trimer
Molecular function (GO): extracellular matrix structural constituent; protein binding
Source: RefSeq, a predicted model, not a curated record
UGCCCCACACAUCACACUCACUCAUGAUCGUUUAGCCUUUUUUUACUCCAAACUCUUCCUCCUUUUUUCCCCCUUUUUUCUCGUCCAUGUCUUAGUCCGGAGACAUGAUGGGGAACUCCGCGUAUCUAUGGACGUUUGGGCUUCUAAUCGGACUGCACGUUUUGGCGGUGGUCGCGCAGGAAGCUGAAGGUUCGGAUGACGAUAAGCCGUGCGAGGCGGACGGGCAGACGUACACAAACAGGGACAUCUGGAAGCCGGAGCCGUGUCGGAUCUGCGUGUGCGAUAACGGGCUGGUGCUGUGCGACGAGAUCCAGUGUGACGACGUGGUGGGCUGUGACAGGACCGUGGUGCCCGAGGGGGAGUGCUGCCCCGUGUGCCAGGACUCCGGGAGUACAGGAGGAGGAGGAGGAGGCCAGGGAGGAGGAGGAGGAGGAGGGAGCUUCGGUGGUGGAAAAAUCUAUAGGGGUCAGAAGGGAGAGCCUGGAGAUGUACCUGUGGUGACUGGGAUCAGAGGGCGACCUGGACCAAUGGGUCCUCCAGGAUCUCCAGGACCCAGAGGACAACGCGGAAACAAAGGACGACCGGGUCAGCGAGGCCCCGCGGGUUACGAUGGAGAGCCAGGUGUUCCAGGAAACCCAGGAGAGGCCGGACCCCCAGGACACCCCACUCACCAGGGGGGUUUGGGAGCUCACAUGACUUCAGGAUUUGACUCGAAAACCGGACCCCAGGGAAUGCUCAGUGGAUCAAGAGGAGAAGCCGGAACCAGAGGACCUCCAGGACCAAACGGAUCCCCUGGUCAGUCUGGACCUCAGGGACCUCCUGGAGAUGUGGGUGACCCUGGACACAUGGGGCCGUCUGGUCAGAGAGGACCCGAGGGACCAGCUGGAAAGCCUGGUGAAGAUGGUGAAGCCGGAAAAGCUGGAAACUCCGGAGACAGAGGCUUCCCCGGAUCACCUGGUUCCCGUGGAUUCCCUGGCACCCCCGGACCUCCUGGACUCAAAGGACACAGGGGACACGGCGGACUCCAAGGACAGAAGGGAGAGACGGGAACGGUCGGAUCCAAGGGUGCUACAGGUCCCUCUGGUCCCAUGGGCGCUCCAGGACCAAUGGGCCCCGCGGGUAUGCCUGGAGAGAGAGGUCGUCCAGGACCCGGUGGUAUCCCGGGAAAACGUGGUUCAUCUGGAAACAUGGGCAAACCAGGACCAAUGGGUCCACUGGGUAUGAACGGUCCUCCUGGAUACCCAGGAACUCCAGGAAUGAAGGGACAACCAGGCCCCACCGGAGUCCGAGGUCCUGAAGGUCCCCAAGGACAGAGAGGAGAGACCGGUCACCAAGGCAGAGCAGGACCCACUGGACUCGCUGGCCCCGCAGGAGGAGAUGGAGGCCCAGGACCCAAAGGACCAGUGGGUAACAUCGGUCCUCAAGGAGGCGCUGGUCAUCCAGGACCCUCCGGACCUCCUGGACCUCAAGGCAGCACCGGGCAGCCGGGUAUCAAGGGACAACUGGGAGACGUUGGAGUCCCUGGAUUCAAAGGAGAGGCAGGACCAAAGGGAGAACCGGGUCCCCCCGGCUCUCAGGGCAUCCUCGGACCUCAGGGUGAAGAGGGAAAGAGAGGACCCCGAGGAGACUCUGGAGCUAUUGGACCACCCGGACCUGUGGGAGAGAGGGGACCUCCUGGUAACAGAGGAUUCCCGGGAGCUGAUGGACUGCCUGGACCAAAGGGAGCGCAGGGAGAUCGGGGUGUCUCGGGUCCUCCAGGUCCUAAAGGUGCUCUGGGAGACCCUGGUCGCACUGGAGAGCCUGGACUUCCUGGUGCCAGGGGCUUGACUGGAACGCCUGGAGUGCAAGGAGCUGAGGGCAAACCGGGUCCACUGGGAGCUCCAGGUGAAGACGGUCGUCCUGGUCCAGCCGGAUCCAUUGGGAACAGAGGUCCAGCUGGAACCAUGGGAGCUCCAGGACCCAAAGGAUUUGCUGGUGACCCAGGGAAGACAGGGGAGCAGGGCUCAGCUGGAGUGCCGGGUCAGAGGGGACCCCCGGGUAAAGACGGAGAGGUGGGACCAGCCGGACCCCCAGGACCUCCUGGCUCUGCAGGAGAGAGAGGAGAGCAGGGACCCCCAGGAGUCACUGGAUUCCAGGGUUUGCCCGGAAACCAAGGCCCUCCUGGAGAGCCUGGUAAACCUGGAGAUCUGGGCAUUCCCGGAGAGCUGGGUCCCGUCGGACAAGUCGGACCAAGGGGAGAGAGAGGGAUCCCAGGGGAGAGAGGAGAGCUGGGACCAACCGGACUACAGGGACCCAAGGGUAUCCCCGGAGCGCCCGGUCCAGACGGGCCUAAGGGCAGUCCAGGACCCCCAGGCACAGUGGGAGAUGCAGGUCCUCUAGGUUUACAGGGAAUGCCCGGAGAGAGAGGCAUCUCGGGACCACCAGGACCCAAAGGAGACCGGGGAGCGAUUGGAGAGAAAGGAUCAGAGGGAACGCCAGGAAACGAUGGAGCCAGAGGAGCCCCAGGGCCUGUGGGACCAGCCGGACCUGCAGGACCAAGCGGAGAAAAGGGUGAACCAGGACCUAAAGGACCCCAUGGACCUCCAGGAUCCAGAGGCGUUCCAGGGUCGAGAGGAGACCCUGGUCCCAUCGGUGCUGUUGGAUUUGCUGGACCUCCUGGCCCAGACGGUCAGCCUGGAGUGAAGGGAGAGCCUGGAGAGCCCGGUCAGAAGGGAGACGCUGGAUCACCAGGACCUCAAGGACAGGCCGGAGCUCACGGACCUCCAGGUCCAGUGGGUGUGGCCGGACUGAAAGGAGGAAGAGGAACUCAAGGACCUCCAGGUUCGAGCGGUUACCCGGGGCCAGCUGGGAGAGUGGGUGCCCCUGGUCCUCCUGGCCCGCUGGGAGAGGCCGGACCCCUAGGACCUCCCGGUAAAGAGGGUCCAGCCGGUCUGCGCGGAGACCACGGAGCUCAGGGCCGACAGGGAGAGAGAGGACCCCCAGGACCCCCAGGCACCCCCGGAGACAAGGGCGACUCUGGAGAGGACGGGCCCACGGGCCCUGAUGGUCCUCCAGGUCCUGCUGGUACCACCGGACAGAGGGGCAUUGUGGGUCUGCCCGGCCAGAGAGGAGAGAGGGGCAUGCCCGGCCUGCCCGGACCUGCUGGUCCUCCAGGAAAGCAGGGAUCCUCAGGCGCACCCGGAGAGAAAGGUCCAUCUGGUCCAGUGGGAACGCAGGGAGCGAACGGACCCCGAGGAGAUCCUGGUCCAGAUGGCCCUGCUGGUUCUGACGGUCCUCCAGGCAAAGAUGGCCUCAUGGGACAGAGGGGCGACAGAGGAGACCCGGGCGCAGAGGGGCUGGUGGGACCUCAGGGACUCCCAGGACCCGCAGGACCGGUCGGAUCUCCAGGACCGGCCGGGAAACGGGGAGAUGCCGGUUCAAGAGGACCAGUGGGACCCCCAGGAGCAGCCGGAAAGAGAGGCCUAGGGGGACCUCAAGGACCUAGAGGAGAUAAAGGAGACCUGGGAGAUCAUGGAGAGAGAGGACAGAAGGGUCACCGAGGAUUCACUGGACUCCAGGGUCUGCCCGGACCUCCUGGCACCACCGGAGAACAGGGAGCUCCAGGAAUCGUUGGACCCAGUGGAUCCAGGGGCCCUCAAGGACCCAUCGGACCCCCAGGAAAGGAAGGCUACAUCGGGCAGCCGGGACCCAUGGGACCUCCUGGAACCAGAGGCAUCACAGGAGAAGUGGGACCAGAGGGCCCUCCAGGAGAGCCCGGACCCCCAGGCCCUCCCGGUCCCCCCGGACCCCCCAUGGCUGCAAUGGACGACCUGUUUGCGGGAUCACACGACUACGACUCGGGCCCCCCUCCUCCUCCAGAGUUCAGUGAAGACGAGGCUCUGCCCAACAGUAACCAGAGCACCAUCGUGGCCGUGGACCCCGGAGUCCAGGCCACUCUGAAGGCCCUGAGCAGCCAGAUCGACAGCAUGAAGAGUCCCGACGGCACCAGGAAGCACCCAGCUCGCACCUGUGGAGACCUCAAGCAGUGCUACCCCGACAAGAAGACAGGAGAGUACUGGGUGGACCCGAACCAGGGCAGUGCAGAAGAUGCCAUCAAAGUGCACUGUAACAUGGAGACAGGAGAAACGUGCAUCUCUGCCAACCCAGAGAACAUCCCCAAGAAGGUGUGGUGGACCUCCUCCAGAGGCAAACCUGUGUGGUGGGGAGCAGACAUCAACAGAGGGACACAGUUCUCGUAUGGAAAUAAGGAUCAGUCUGCAAACUCUGUGACGGUGCAGAUGACAUUUAUCCGCCUCCUGUCUAAAGAAGCUUCUCAGAGCCUCACGUACCACUGCAAGAACUCUGUGGCCUACAAAGACGAGAGGAACGGAAACCUGAAGAAAGCCCUGAUCCUCAAAGGGUCCAACGACCUGGAGCUCAAGGCUGAAGGCAACAACCGCUUCAGAUACACCGUCAUACAGGACACGUGCACGAAACACACAGGCUCGUGGGGUAAGACCGUGUUCGAGUACAGGACCCAGAAGACGGCGCGUCUGCCCAUCGUGGACGUCGCCCCCGUGGACAUCGGAGGCAACGACCAGGAGUUCGGACUGGACAUCGGACCGGUCUGCUUCUUAUAAGACCCCCCACAAAAAAAAAAAAAAAAAACCUCCUCAAGACCGGACCAGGAACCAGCUCUGUGUAGCCCGGACCCCAAGACUCUAAACCAACCGGAGGCCAUUUUGUACAGACAGCUGCACGUGUACAAGGAUAUUUAUUAUGUCUUUCACUAAACCGGAUCUAAACCAGACCCAAUAAAAAGGACCCAGAACUGGACCCAGAACCAGACCUAAUCCAGACCCAAAGACCGGACCAAGCGCUUGUGUUUACUGUUUAUAGCCAAAGUUUUAUGGUGCUUUCUUCCCAAUUAUCCCCCGCCCCGUUAAAAAUGAACGUUUCCGGUAGUACUCCCAACUACUGUGUAAGAAAUUUCUAUGGAGUCGAAUGGUACUUCUACAUGUUGUUUUUAUAAAUUAGUUUUUGUUUAAUUUCAUUUUUUAUAAUAAAUGUUGUGUAAAAGUCUUUGUGGUGCUAUUGAGGAAGAGGAGCUGGGAUUUGUAUGAAUGUGACACAUCAGCUUGUACUGCCCGCGGAAAACUUAUACUCGCCGACGGCCACCAGGGGGAGACACCGCGCCACUGUAAAGACGAGUUUCGGCUCAGCACGCUUUUAGAAAAUGUGUAAAAUCUGUAGAAUAGGCUCAAAUCAGUGUUAUUAAAGAGUAUCGAUCCAUAUACAGGAGUACGUUUGCAUUCUAGUGAUUUCCGUGGAGGAUUUUUGAACCACUCAGACUUUUGAACACAUCUCUGAGCUGUUUGCAGUAGCGAUGUACGCGAUUAUAGAGCUGUCAGCUGCUCUGUUGUUGUCUGUGUGUACUGUAGAGUGUGUACCUCCCUCUCCCCAGACGCUUCCUCCAGCUCAGUACCUCCAGUCGUGACUCGGAGCGUGUUUACGACAGGUUUAGAUGAUUUAGUCCAGAAGCACGAACUGUAGCCCCGGGUUUUCUUUGGCGUCUAAAAAGUAUCUCCUCGGAAAAGAGUCCGGGAGGUUGACAGAUCGGGCGUCGGAGCUUCAGCUGCUCUUCUGGAUGUGGAGGAGAAGCGGCUCUACUCCAAGCUCUGUCAAGCUCUACCCUCUGUAAAUCUACGGGCGGACCCGGAGCUCAUUUCAGCUUUUUGUAUCCGGAAUUGUGUUCUUUACUGUUAGAGGUGAGAGAAGGAGCAGCGAUCGAAACCAGGACUAAACAAGAACUAAACCAGGACUAAACUAGGACUAAACCAGAACUAAACUAGGACUAAACCAGAACUAAACUAGGACUAAAUCAGAACUAAACUAGGACUAAACCAGGACUAAACCACCAGGACUAAACUAGGACUAAACCAGGACUAAACCAGGACUAAACCAGGACCAUAGGCGAGAGGAGAGUAGACAGAGCGGUAAAACUGAAUCUUCACCUUUGGUCGUUCGGCUGCUUCCGCACGACCGCAGCGACGCACCUUCCCCCGCGGCUCAGAGUCCGUGCUCCCCCUGGUGGUUGUAGGCGGUACUGCAGUGUUAGCUUCUACCUCGUGUGACACAGAGGCGGCCCGUGCACUCCGGGCCCAUAAUAAAGAUCUGAUGGACAUGAGCGCGUGUCACUGUGUAGUUUUUUUUUGACCGUGUAUUUUUCUGCAUGUUGUUUGCAUGCUGCAGGAAGGGGGCGCUGUUGGCUGUACUUUUGCUUUGCAUCACAUUAAAGUGUAAACUGUUCACA